AGGAUAAAUACUGCCGUAAACUCGGUAAGGUUACAGUGAGGACUGAUUCCCCAUCUGAUUUCAGUCAUGUCAGGCAAAGAUGAGCAUGUGAAAAAAACGGAAGGCAAGGAGGUGCACGGAAUAUUUGGGUUUGGAAAAAAGGAUAAAGACAAAGACAAGAGCAAAGACAAGAGUGAUUCCAAGGAUAAAGACAAACAUAAAGACAAGGAGCACAAGGAUAAAGACAAACAUAAAGACAAGGAGCACAAGAAGAAGAAAGACAAAGGUCACAAGAAGGACGGUCACAGCUCCUCCUCUUCCUCCAGUGAUGAGGACUAAAUGAAGACUGAAGACAGGGGGGAACAGGGCUAGUUGUCACAUUGGGAAGUUGUUACAAGGGUGAUACUGUAGUAACUAACGUUUUGAGUAAAAAGUCCAAUUACACAAAUGUGAGCUUUUCUGUGUAUUCAAAACCCUUUUUUUUUUUUUUUUUUUUACAAAUUUUGUAUCCAUUCAAAAAUGCCAAUUAUAGUCAUAAAAAGACAUCCAUAACACUGCAAUUUUAUUUUUUUUUAUUUUUUUU
Molecule: messenger RNA, 562 nt
Organism: Myxocyprinus asiaticus (Chinese sucker)
Lineage: Eukaryota; Metazoa; Chordata; Actinopteri; Cypriniformes; Catostomidae
Exons: 4
Coding region: 67-318 (83 amino acids)
Source: RefSeq, a predicted model, not a curated record